AUGGACAGAACCUUGGAGUCUUUGCAACUUGUGAUUGCCCGAGUUCUUCCUAAUAGAGACCCUACCCUGGUAUUUAAAGACUUGAAUGUCAUAGCAAUAUUGCAGGAGUUCCGGGAAAGCAAACAGAAGCAGAAAGCCCUAUUUCCAAGUGAAGGCAUCAUUCUAUAUGAGUCACUGACAUCCCUGGGCCCACCAUUUAUGAGUUACAUUACCUUGCCAGGAGGAAGUUGCUUUGGUAACGUUCAGAGCUGCUUAAGCAGAGCAGAAGCAAGGUGAGAUGCUGCAAAGGUGGCUCUGAUCAACUGUCUCUUCAAUGAAUUGCCUUGUCGCAGGAUCACAAAGGAAUUCAUCAUGGAAAGUGUUCAGGAGGCUGUUUCCUCAACCAGCGGUAACUUGAAGGAUGCUGACAACUCAGGUACUAAUAUUGGAGCCUAUCAUUACAUGCUAGAACCAAACAUUGGAAAGACAAUGCUGGAAUUUCAGGAAGUAAUUUCCUCCUACUCCCAGUAUUCCUUAGAUGAAAGGAUGAGAAGUCACAUGGCCCUGGACUGGAUUACAAAGGAGCAAGAAUCUCCAGGAAUUAUAUCGCAAGAACUGCAAGUUGCACUUAGGGAACUGGAAGAAGCCAGGAAAGCUGGGCAGGAACUGAGGUUUUACAAAGAAAAGAAAGAAAUACUGAGCUUAGCCCUGAGUCAGAUCUACAGUGAUCAAGUUAACUCUUCCUCAUGGAAUGAUCAAAUGAGCUUGGUUUUACAUGGCUACCACUAA
This is a messenger RNA of Pygoscelis adeliae (Adelie penguin), 768 nucleotides long. RefSeq names its product Lix1 homolog (chicken) (gene LIX1). Lineage: Eukaryota; Metazoa; Chordata; Aves; Sphenisciformes; Spheniscidae. The record is from RefSeq and is a predicted model, not a curated record. Gene Ontology annotation, cellular component: cytoplasm. Gene Ontology annotation, biological process: autophagosome maturation.